AUAAGGCACUAUGAAAGGAGAGAUUAAGGACCACCACCAUGCUAGACCAUCUCCCACCUUCAACCCAGCCUCUUGCCAACAUGUUAGACGAAGCAGAACCCAGCGGCUCUGCCAAGCCGUCGAAUUCCUUCUUGGUACUGAGCAGCGACGGCGACGAUGACAAAGCGGCGAACGAAGAUUUGAGCCUAAAGAUCGUCGAGAAGGCGCUGUUGAUGCGCGCAGCCAAGUUGGUUCCCGACGCCGUCGUCCAUUGGUUCUUUUUACUCGUGAAAAAAAGGAAGAGACUCCAUUGUUAAAUAACGGCCAAACCAGCCACUAGAAAAUAGAAUGCAACAAUCACCUAACUUUAUAUCUGAGGCAAAACUAACGCAUACAUUAAGUGUAAGAGUGUGUGAGAAUCUCAAGUCAACUAUCAACCAUGGCUGCAGCUGUAGCUAUAAGCAGCACAGUGAAGUACGGGAUCAUAGGUGUGGGAAUGAUGGGCAGAGAACACCUCAUCAAUCUCCAUCAUCUUCGCACCGAAGGCGUAGCUGUUUUUGCUAUAGCUGACCCCCAUGUCCCUUCCCAAGACCUUGCCCUGCAAUUAGCUCAAUCCUUUAAUUGGCCACUGAAGGUUUUUUCGGGGCACCGGGAGCUAUUGGACAGUGGUCUCUGUGAUGUACUGGUUGUGUCAACACCAAACAUGACCCAUUAUGAGAUUCUUAUGGAUAUCAUCAACCACCCGAAACCCCAUCAGGUAUUGGUGGAGAAGCCAUUAUGCACCACAGUUGCUCACUGCAAAGAGGUUGUUGUUGUGAACGAUAAAGAGGAGGAGGAGACAGUGGAAGCCUCAAAUAUGGUUGAGCCUAUUGAUCUAAAUUCUGUUGAAAUAACCGACAACAUUGUGUUUCGGAAGCUUCUUCGGGGGCCAAGGUAUUUUGAUCCCCCAGAUAGCGGUUGGGGAGCAUGCUUUAAUUGUGGUGAAGAAGGUCAUACAGUGGCAAACUGUACAGCAGCUAAGCGGAAGAAACCUUGCUUUGUUUGUGGGAGUUUGGAGCACAAUGCAAAGCAAUGCUCAAAGGUUAAAGAGAUAGUGUUCGUGAAUGUCGCUGCCACCAUCAUAUUAUCAGAACUGGCGCCGGAAUUGAAGUUGCCCUCGAAUUAUGAAGUUCUUCUUCGGAAAGUAUUUGAUGAUUGUACUAAGAGAGUUUGGCUGCAUAAAAAAACGGGUGGUGUUUGUUUGUCCAUUGCUUCAAAAGGGUUAGCAAUCACCGGGAUAGGUGAUUGAAGAUAUUGGAAUCAUAUCCCAACUGAAGAAUCUAGGUUUCAUCAAACUCCUGACAAAUUCGGUGCUAUAACUAUUUUUUACGGUGAUAUUUUGGAUUUGCUUAAUUUUCAGGUGGCUUAUUAGAAAUAGGCUCUCAAAGAUUAAGAACAAAUGUCCGAUCAUAAUAUUAUUUACAACAAACCCUUGAUGAAUAUCCUCCUCAAUGUAUUGACUCGACUUUGAAGAUUAGUCCCAAAUGUUUAGACAAUGAUGUUAUACCAACUCAUUUGGAUAUAUUUGCACUAUUUUCUAAAUGAUUUCCAUUGUAAUAAAUUGUUAUUAUUUGUUUCCCCUUA
Molecule: messenger RNA, 1602 nt
Organism: Quercus robur (English oak)
Lineage: Eukaryota; Viridiplantae; Streptophyta; Magnoliopsida; Fagales; Fagaceae
Exons: 8
Coding region: 419-1267 (282 amino acids)
Molecular function (GO): nucleotide binding; nucleic acid binding; zinc ion binding
Source: RefSeq, a predicted model, not a curated record